This is a messenger RNA of Macadamia integrifolia, 701 nucleotides long. Its product is annotated as 3-hydroxyisobutyryl-CoA hydrolase-like protein 5. The transcript has 7 exons. The record is from RefSeq and is a predicted model, not a curated record. Gene Ontology annotation, molecular function: 3-hydroxyisobutyryl-CoA hydrolase activity. Bases 134 to 523 code for a protein of 129 amino acids. Gene Ontology annotation, biological process: L-valine catabolic process. Lineage: Eukaryota; Viridiplantae; Streptophyta; Magnoliopsida; Proteales; Proteaceae.
AGUAAUUGAGGAAUUCUCCAUUGAUGUUCAACCCGAUGAAGAUAGUUUCUUACACAAGCAGUCAAUAAUUGACAAAUGCUUCUGCAAGGAUUCUGUUGAGGAAAUUAUAAAAUCAUUUGAAACAGAAGGAAACAUGAAGGGAAAUGAAUGGAUAGGUCCAGUGCUCAAGGGUUUGAAAAGAUCUUCUCCCACAGGAUUGAAAAUAACUUUGAGAUCGGUUCGAGAGGGAAGGAAUCAAACCUUGCCUGAAUGUUUGAAGAGAGAAUUUAGAGUCACAGUUAACAUAUUGAGAGGCAAGAUAUCUGGUGAUGUCUAUGAGGGUAUCAGAUCUCUAACCAUUGACAAAGAUAAUUCUCCAAAGUGGGAUCCGGCAACUCUUGAUAAAGUUACUAGAGAGAAAGUUGACUUAGUCUUCCAGCCAUUUAAAGAAGAACUAGAGCUCCAGAUUCCAGCCAAUGAAGAGUGCAGGUGGGAUGGAAAGUAUGAGAAUACAGCCUAUCCAAGCUUAAAGGCAACAGCUUAACCAAAUAAUCUCAACUUCUCAACAGCCAUGGAUUCCCAUAUUUACCUCCCCUGUUUGUAUGUUGAUUGAUUUUUUGAAGAUGCAGGCAUGUAUUUGAUGUUCCAAUAGUAAAAUAUUUUCAUUCUAAUGGGCAGAAAGGUUCAUAAAAGCAGAGGCUGCAAAUAUAAUUUUCCCUUUA